This is a messenger RNA of Silurus meridionalis, 3800 nucleotides long. It is a transcript of the gene usp10, whose product is annotated as ubiquitin specific peptidase 10. The record is from RefSeq and is a predicted model, not a curated record. Gene Ontology annotation, biological process: regulation of autophagy; DNA damage response, signal transduction by p53 class mediator; protein deubiquitination. The transcript has 15 exons. Gene Ontology annotation, molecular function: cysteine-type endopeptidase activity; cysteine-type deubiquitinase activity. The coding region runs from base 281 to 2854 and encodes 857 amino acids. Lineage: Eukaryota; Metazoa; Chordata; Actinopteri; Siluriformes; Siluridae. Gene Ontology annotation, cellular component: cytosol; nucleus.
GCGCCACUUGCAGCAGAGCGAGCGUAGUGCACAGGCAAGACAAAGAUGGCGGCGAUGGCGGGGGAAGCAGCGUGAUACGCUGGGGUAGUUGAAGUGGCACACAAAUCCAAGUAACAGCGCUCAACACACCGGCGUUUAGGCGCCAUGGACGGCAUGUCGGAGUAGACUAGUGAGCUUGAACACGUUGUGUUAAACGAGAGCGCUUUGUCCGCGACCGGACGGCCAUCUUUCUUGCUGAAGGAGACGGAGGGGAAAGAAAACCCAUCAUCUCACCGGGAGCAUGGCUGCGCACGGCAACCAGUACAUCUUUGGGGAGUUCAGCCCGGACGAGUUCAAUCAGUUCUUUUUGACGCCUCGCUGUUAUGUUGAGCUUCCCCCCUUCAAUGAGAAAGUCCCCUGCGUCAGUCACAACUCGGGAGGUUACUGCACUGUUGAUGUGCCGUACAUUACGGAAUCAAUGAGACGGCAGGUUUGCGGAGAGGACUUCCAGCACAUCGAGUUUGGUGUGGAUGAGGUGAUGAGUUCAGAGCCUGUGGUGGUGAAAGACUCCUCGUAUAAAGUGUCCAGCACUCUGAACCCUCAGGCCCCGGAGUUCAUCCUGGGCUGCCAGCCGGCCCAGAAACCUCUGCCCACACCUGCCUUGGCCUCCAGUGUGUCCCCCGAGGCUGAUUUCAACUCUGUGGACCUCGCCGACUCUGAGCCCUCGACUCUAGACGGCCAGCAGGCUUGCUCUGAUGUGGACGGCAUUUCUGGUGGCCUUGGCCAGCGAGAGCGCAAAAAAAAGAAAAAACGACCUCCGGGAUACUACAACUACCUGGAGGGCUGCGAGAGUGGUGGUGCCGUGGUGGAUGGCAUGACUGGGACGGGUUUGGUCAAUGGCCACGGUCUCAGCACUCCAGCCAUGGGAUCAGAGGACACUGGCACUGAUGUGACCCCUUCCACACUUUCUUCCACAUCAUCCACAGGUCAGCCUGGCCCCCUUACCAGUCAGAGGACUUGUGACAGCCCUGAUGAAUCAUCUGUGGACUUGACGAGCGGAGCCGCCUCUUUGUUGGAUGGUAAUGCUGUGGCUUCCUCCUCUUCCUCUACUUCUUCCACCUCCUCCCAGAGCAGUGGCCAUGCUGAAGGGGUUAGGACUGCCGAGCAGCACUCGGAACCCCUUGCUCUAGAGAGCCCAGAACUGCAGGGCAGUGAUGGGAUUGUCCCCUGCCUGACCUCCUCAACAUCUACUCCCUUUUCUGCUGCUGUGCUUACCGCUGAUCCUGCUACUACUGACGAGGACGAGCGCCAGGCUAAUGGGAUGUCGGAGCAGUCGUCUGCCACUAGUCUCGAGAGGGCUGAUACUCAGGCAGGUGCUGCUCUGGUCCCGUCACCUACAGACUCAGGGGUCCAGGCACCUUUGCUUUCUCCACUUUCUCCAGCCACCGCACCUGCUCCUAACACCCCCAAAUCUUGGGCUAGUCUUUUCCACAACUCCAAACCUUUACCUGGCGGCCCUCAGGCAUACGUUGAGGUUAAGGCAGCAGCUGUUGCGGUGCCAGUAGCUCCCACUGCAUCCGUCGAGCAGCCUGAGAAACCAUGCGACAUCAGAGAAGGCCCCGUUCCCGUUUCGGAAGACCCCCUGGCGCCAAAACUGGCAGAACUUAUCGAGAAUGUGAAAUUGAUACACAAGCCCGUGUCUUUACAACCCAGAGGUCUGAUCAACAAGGGAAACUGGUGCUACAUCAACGCUACCCUGCAGGCGCUGAUUGCAUGCCCACCCAUGUAUCACCUGAUGAAGUCGCUUCCCACCUUCAAUGAAACACAAAGACCCUGCACCUCCACACCCAUGAUGGACAACUUUGUUCGGCUUGUGAAUGAGUUCAGCAACAUGCCCGUUCCCUCAAAGGCCAAGCAGCAAGGGGAGAAGAUGGUAAAAGAUAUCAGACCUGGUGUUCCCUUUGAGCCUACGUAUAUCUACAAACUCCUCACACUCAUUAAAUCCAGCCUUUCAGAGAAGGGUCGUCAGGAGGAUGCUGAGGAGUAUCUGGGCUUCACACUGAACGGCCUGCACGAGGAAAUGCUGGCACUCAAGAAGCUCAUUUCUCCACCAGAAGAGAAAGCGUCCACACCGAAUGGGCCAGGGUCCCACGUGGGUGAUGAGGAACCUGCAACCCAGAGGGAGAACAAUGAAGAAGAUGGCAGUGAGGAUGAGUGGGAGCAGGUGGGACCCAGAAACAAAACCUCAAUCACCCGACAAGCCGAUUUUAUUCGCACCCCCAUCACAGACAUAUUUGGGGGGCACAUCAGAUCGGUAGUGUACCAGCAGAGCUCGAAAGAGUCUGCUACGCUCCAGCCGUUUUUCACCCUGCAGUUGGACAUCCAGUCAGAGAAGAUCCGCACUGUGCAGGAAGCAUUGGAGACCAUGGUGGCACGAGAGUCUGUCCAGGGCUACACCACUAAAACCAAGCAGGAGAUUGAGAUCAGCCGAAGAGUGACUCUGGAGGAACUUCCUCCUGUGCUCGUGCUCCACCUCAAGAGAUUUGUCUUUGAGAAGACCGGUGGCUGUCAGAAGCUGAUCAAGAACAUUGAUUACCCUGUGGACCUGGAGAUUAGCAAGGAUCUCCUCUCACCGGGUGUGCGAAGCAAAACCUUGAAAGGCCAAAGAACAUACAGGCUCUUUGCAGUUGUCUAUCACCAUGGGAACAGCGCCACAGGUGGCCAUUACACUACGGACGUCUUCCACAUUGGGCUGAAUGGCUGGCUGCGUAUUGAUGACCAGGCGGUGAAGGUAAUCAACCAGUACCACGUGGUGAAGCAGACUGCAGAGCGAACCGCCUACCUGCUUUACUACCGCCGUGUCGACCUGCUGUAGAAACCACAUACAUGCACUCACUCACACAGCCAUACACACCACAUUUGCUUAUACAUGCACACACACACACACACACACACACACACUCUUAACACGGCGCACUCACUCACGCCUCAACAGGAAUACUGCCCAACAACUUCUCACGUGAGUUUCCUCCUCUUCGCAUCAUCCAUCGCUUUCACACGCAACUGGCUUUUCCACGUUUUUGUCCUCAUCUCUGUGGAAGAGGGAAAAUUUUCAAGUCUGGUAUCUAAAGACUUCCAUGAGGUGAGAUAUUUAGACAGUCGUCGCAGCGUGGCGACGGACGGAGACGCUAACCCCCCACAUGGCCUCCUUCAAGACUGAACCCGAGGGACUGCGCUUUUUCCUUUUUGUUUUCUUGUUUAAUCAACUUUUUAAAAGGCAUAGUAUACGAGAACAGUUUAGGUGUGUUGCCUUUUAUUGGAGGGAUUCAACGGAUGCUCUGACAGACUCUUUCGUCCAUUUUUUUUGUUCCUUUUUUUUGACGCCCUGCACCAGCAAAAUUUUACACAAAAACUGCGCAGAGCACCAGUUUCUUUACGAAUCCGGACUACGUAAGACACUCUGCCGCCUACUCUUUCUAAACCCCCCUCCCUCUCCUUUUUUUUGUCAGUUGUUCAUGAUCUCGACACUCAGGCUUAGCUGAGGGGGAAAAAAAAGCAAAAACACUGGAGCCAUUGGAUUACAAGGAACUGUCGGAGCAAUCUGAGCUGCAGUGGGAGGCAUGAAAUAAAUUAAAAAAAAAAAAAAAAAGCUUUUUUGAAGGGGGUGGGGGGGAUUGCGAGAACCCUGGUUGUGAUUUCUGGGUGUUACAGAUUUAACCAUUUUAAUGCGCUUUAGGACCUAAAAACAAUGAUUUACAACAAAAGAGCUUAUGUGCACGUAUACCCUUUGAAUUUUGAUCAAUAAAAGUUAAAUAAACAAA